This is a messenger RNA of Schizophyllum commune H4-8, 3702 nucleotides long. RefSeq lists its product as uncharacterized. Gene Ontology annotation, molecular function: phosphatidylinositol binding. Gene Ontology annotation, cellular component: intracellular membrane-bounded organelle. The coding region runs from base 1 to 3702 and encodes 1233 amino acids. The transcript has 8 exons. NCBI's taxonomy places the organism in Eukaryota, Fungi, Basidiomycota, Agaricomycetes, Agaricales, Schizophyllaceae. The record is from RefSeq and is a predicted model, not a curated record.
AUGAACAUCGGCGUCCCCAACGUGCUCGCGCUCGGCUUCGUACUGCUCGCGGGCACCUAUCUCUUCCGCUUUGUUUGGAACCCCGUCACUUUACUCGCAAUUCUCCCUCUCAUCCUUCUCUCUGGCACACUCUCCUCCAUCGGCGGAGCUUUAUACUUCGCUCACGUCCUCGAUGCGAAGCGACGAAAUACCCGCAAUGCCUUACGGGCUGCGGCACGACCCUUCACGUUCUCUACACCUGCCGCAUGGCAGGCUGUCCUUACCCGAUCGCAAUGGUCGCAAUCCACAUCGCAGGCGCUUCCACCUCUCAUACCCGACUCGCCUGAGGUGUCCGCAGCCAUAAACGAACUCAUCGACUUCAUACUGAGGGACUUCGUCGAGUCAUGGUACCAAAGCAUAUCGUCCUCAACCUCCUUCCCCGCGGCCGUCGCCAACAUCAUCCACGACUCGUUAGACAAGCUGCUGGCUAGAGCUAGUCAGAUCGACCUGGCCGCGCUCAUCAUCAAGCGCAUAUUACCCAAGAUCACCACCCAUAUCGAACAGUUCCGUCAAUCCGAGGUCGCACUUCGGGGGGCUGGAUUAGAGCGCAAGCUUACCCAGUCCGAGGAGCUCGAUCUCAUGUUGGCCGGUCGCUAUGGGUCCGAUGGAAAGGAGGCCCUGCAUCCAGCUAUCAGUAACUUGUCGACUGGAUACACCAAGCAGACGGAGGAGCAGCACCUCAGGGUACUUGUCGAGCGUGCACUACCCUUCAUACUUCCGGAGACGGAAGCGGAAAGCCAUGCCCUCGUUAUUGUUGUUCGCGAAAUCGCAUCUUGUGCCGUAUUAUGUCCCGUCAUGGAAAUGCUUGCCGAUCCUGAUUUUUGGAACCGAAUCAUUGACCAAGUCGCUGGAGCUGUAAUUCAGCAACAGCGUCUUGUUAACAAAGUACGAAACGUUUUGGAGGCCCAAUCCCCGCAACGUCCUGUCCAUCCUUCUGAAGAGUCGGUAGUCGCGCCUACGGAGGUCAUCACGAUCCAUACCGACCCGCGUCAUUUCGAGUCUUUCCUUCGCAGCAUAAAUCGAUGCUCGUCACUCUUGGACGCGCGUCGAUUGAAAAAUGAUAUUUUGGGUGAAAUACGUCGCACCAGAAUGCUACUAGCCAAUCACGAGAAGGAAGACUGGAUCGAUGGUCAGAAGACUGAAGAUGUCGUCGCUUUCCUGGACCGGUUAUAUACUGCUAAACGGAAGGUGGAACACCGCAUCGUCGUGCUCGGUGGCAAGGAUGAUUCCAAGAUUCCCUCCUAUCAAGAAGCUGGACCAAAGUCGGGCAUCACUCUUCGUGACGUUCUACGCAACCCCAACUCGCUCUCAUACUUCAUGGAGUUCAUGGAUCGGCGCCAGCGUUCUCUCCUAGUCCAAUUCUGGCUCACUGUUGAGAGCUUCAAGAACCCCCUUGAGGAUGUCGAUUCGGGCUCGGAUGACGAUGAGGAGCGCGUCGAGGACGUGGGCAUUUCUCAGACUGUCAAGGAGGAUAUCUCGAUGAUACACGACCUCUACUUCUCCGGACCCUCCCCUCAUCCAGCCUUGAUCUCGAUAUCUCGCAAGUAUGUAGACGAUAUCCGGGAGUUUGCCCGUGACGAGGGUCUCCCAUCUGCCAAAAGCCAGCGUCGCGUUCGGCGCAGCGUGAUGCUCGCGCAGCGACAGGUGGAGAUGGACAUGGAGCAAGACUUCGAGGAUUUCGAGCGCUCCGAGCUGUGGUUCAGAGCCACCACCGACAUGGACCAAGGCUCGAAGAAGAUCGACGCGAGUCCAAACAUCAAGGAUCGGCAUCCUGAGCGCGUCCUCACCUCUCCGAUGCCCACCAAGGCGAAGCACCACCACACUACGGCGCCCAUUCCUCGAUCCGAAUCGACGCCCAUUCCGCCCGUUGUAGCACCUCCUAUGGUCCGCUCAAACUCCAGUCAGUCGACCAAGUCGGUCCCGUCGUUGCGGAAGGGCAUAAACCCUGCAAUGGAUGACCUUCUGGGAACCCCCGAAUCUGGCUCGUCGAGAGCACCACUCUUUGACGACCCGGAGGAUGAGGAGCAGCGUAAUGAGGAAGAACGGAUGGAUGCUAUACAGGCCGCCCUUACGGACAUACUGGCCUUCGAGCAGGAGCCUAUCGAGAAGGUCUCCAGCGAGGAGGACGUGGCUGUCGAGCGCGAGGUCCUGUACCCUGUCGUCUCUCGCUCGUCCGGCACCCGCAAGCAUCGCGUGCUUUUCGAGGACGAAGUCAUGAUGGACGAACCCGAAGAUCCCGACCCAAAGAUUGAGGAUGGCGAAGCGGAGGGUGAGAACGAGGGCGAACCACCCCACGUCGUACACGUCGGGCCCGGUGAUCUCCAGCUAUCCUACGAGAUCUCUCGAUUGACUAGCCACAUGGAGAAGCUGGAAGCACAGGACAAGAUGCUCGAUGCGUUCAUCAAGAAAGCGGAGCUCACGGGCGACAUGCGUGAGCUACGCAUCCUCACGCAGUCCAAGACGACGGUCAACCGUGAACUGGCGGAGCUACGGUUCAAGAAGCACCAAUAUGAGCAACAAGAGAGCGCGAACCGGUUGUUCGCAGGGCGGACAAAGGUGUCCAUCGUCAACCAGACCGUGGGGGAGGAGGACGGGAAGUCAGUCGUGCGCUACUUGAUCGAGGUGCAGCAGUUGGCGCUCGAUGGCAGCUUUGCGUCGGGGUGGGUCGUUGCGCGGAGGUACAACGAAUUCCUGAGCAUGCACAACAAGGUCAGGGAGAAGUAUCCACAGACGAAAUCGCUGGACUUCCCCGGGAAGCGACUGGUCACGGCACUAUCGGCAAACUUCCUGGAGUCAAGACGACUCGCGCUGGAGAAGUACCUUCAGGGUUUGAUUGCGAUCCCUGCUGUCUGCGAAGGCGAGGAGCUGCGUAUUUUCCUAUCUCGCGACUCGCCCUUCGUCGCGUCUGCACCGCCCGUUGUUGGCAAAGACAAGUUCUCAGGCUCGGACCUGGUGCGAAACGUCUAUCGCUCCGUCGCUACCAGCAUCGACGACAUGAUCUUCGGACCUUCGAUGCUCGAUGUACUCAUACAACGCCUGACGCGUCAGGCGGCUGAGUUCGCCGGCCUCGCGGGUAUGGGAAUGACUGAUGAGGAGGCCGUCGCACGAGCGUUGCGCGCGUCCGGCAGGAGCGACGCUGCGUUACUGCAGCUCACAGGCGCGGAGGGCGAGGCUGGUUCUGCGGCAUUUGCAGCGCCCAUCUGUGAUCUCAUACUGGCGGUGUUUGAGCUGAAGCGGGAGAACAAUGUGAACUGGCUUAGGCGGCAGGCCAUAGUGAUCAUUCUGCAGCAGGUGCUAGGAGGGACCGUUGAGCGGAAAACGCGGGACAUCGUCAAGGGGUUGCUAGAGGAGAGUCGCGUCAUGUCCUACAUCAACAUCUUUCGCGAUAGUUUGUGGCCCGGCGGCAAGCUCAAGUCCCCGUCCAUACCUCGCACGACCGAAGAGAAGAUGCGUACGCGCGAUGAGGCUAACAAGAAGCUAUCGUCUGUCGUUCCUGACUUCGCUGCUAAUAUGAUUGGUCGCUCAAAUGCGCGGCGAGGUGCACGUCGCAUCUUCGCAGUGCUACAGAAUCGUCGAUUGAAUCAGCACAUCGUUUAUACCAUCGUCGACGAAGUGUUCGCUGCGCUCUUCCCGGAGGCUCAGCAUGAGCCGCGACAGACUUAG